Messenger RNA from Oncorhynchus gorbuscha (pink salmon), 1354 nucleotides. RefSeq names its product adhesion G-protein coupled receptor F1-like. Gene Ontology annotation, biological process: G protein-coupled receptor signaling pathway; cell surface receptor signaling pathway. Gene Ontology annotation, molecular function: G protein-coupled receptor activity. Lineage: Eukaryota; Metazoa; Chordata; Actinopteri; Salmoniformes; Salmonidae. Gene Ontology annotation, cellular component: membrane. The record is from RefSeq and is a predicted model, not a curated record. Bases 1 to 1047 code for a protein of 348 amino acids. The transcript has 5 exons.
AUGUCAACUUCCAUUCCGAAAGAGAUUCAAGAUGCUUUGGAUAUAAUCACUUAUGUUGGAGUUGGCAUAUCGAUGGGUAGCUUAGUCAUUUGUCUCAUCAUUGAGGCUUGUGUAUGGAAGGCCAUGACCAGAAACAACACCUCUUACAUGCGCCAUGUCUCCAUUGUGAACAUCGCUGUGUCACUCCUGAUUGCCGACAUUUGGUUCAUUAUUGGUGCAUCAAUAUCAAAAAAUACCCUUGAAAACCCAGGCGAAGACACCACAACACCUAUACCGGCAUGUACUGCAGCUACGUUUUUCAUUCACUUUUUCUACCUUGCUCUGUUCUUUUGGAUGCUGAUCUCAGGCCUUCUCCUUUUCUACCGGACCAUCUUGGUUUUCUCCCAUAUGUCAAAAUCAACUAUGCUGGCUAUUGGCUUCUCAGUAGGCUAUGGGGCACCUCUUAUCAUUGCUGUUGUUACUGUGGCAGCAACAGCUCCUAGUGGUGGAUACAUCAAGAAAAACCAGGCAUGUUGGCUCAACUGGGACCAGACAAAUGCUCUCCUUGCUUUUGUGAUCCCUGCCCUGACCAUAGUGGUCAUCAACUUUUUGAUCCUGAUUGUGGUUCUGUACAAAAUGCUGAGGAGAGGGGUGGGGGAUGCUACCCAGCCAGAUGAGAGAAAUGCUGUUGUGGUCAUUGCCAGGUGUCUGGCAAUUCUGACUCCAUUCUUUGGCCUUACCUGGGGACUGGGAGUAGGAACCAUGGUUGAUCCAACAAAUAAGGGAAUCCAUGUUGUAUUUGCCCUCUUCAAUUCACUACAGGGUUUCUUUGUUUUGGUGUUUGGAACACUUUUAGACGGCAAGAUCCGGUCAGCUAUAGUAGGAACGUUCUCUUCCAUCCUCUCAGGCUCUGACCGUACGAGGAGUACCAGUGGUGGCGCGGCAACAUCAUCAACCAGUGCAUUAAACUUCAUCCGAAGAAGGAUAAGGAGGAAUGUCUACAAUGUUUCAGAAGUUGCAAAUUCUUCCAACAGCACUGGUGCUACAGAGUCUUUCAUCAACACCUAAAAGUACCCAAUGGUCAUACUUGAGUUAAAGUAUAGAUACCUUAAUAUGAAGUUACUCAAGUAAAAGUCACUCAGUGAAAAACAAUUUGAGUAAAUUGAUUUGUUUUUAAAUAUAUCAAAAGUAAAUGUAAUUGAUAAAAAAUACUUACGUAAGUAUCAAAAGUAAAAGUAUAAAUAAUUUAAAAUUCUUUCUUUUAAGCAAAGCAGAUGGCACCAUUUUAUUGUUUUUAAAAUGUAUGUUUAGCCAAGAAUUAUAGCCUUUGACCUGGACCUGCCAUAAAACAUGGCUUGGUCCAACACACAAUGAA